AUGAACACACCAAUAUUCAGUCGUGCACAGAAACAAAGUUCUGAAGUCUUAUCCCAAUUACCUGCCUCGGAUCCCCUACCAACAUCUCUCGCCUCAAUUCCUCAGGCAAAUACAUGCAUCCGUUGUAAAUCCAGAUAUGAGAACCAAUAUAAUCAUUGGUGCGAUGCAUGUGAAAUUCCAAUAAUUCAACAAAAUUUUCAAGAUUGGAGUUCUGAAGAUGAACAUUUGGAUAGAUUCAUCCGCGAAACUCAGUUAAACUGUUUUAAACCUCUUCAUAAUUCUAUUGGAGAGCUAGGAGGACUGCAACCGCCGCUAAGACUAAUUCCAUAUACUGAAUACUCAGAUGUGUCUUUGAUAGGUGAAGGAGGAUUCAGCAGAGUUUACCGUGCAACUUGGAACCAAAAUAUUUUGUAUGGCACACUGAAAUGGUGGGUCGGUGAGAUGGAGAAACAGAAUUUCGACAAGAUUUAUAAAAUUAUUUACGAGGAGGCUUCGGAUAGUGUCAAACAGCACGGGGUUGGCAUGGGAAAGAAUUUUGGUGAGAGUGGCAGUAAGAAGGGAUUUAUGAAUAAGGUUUCGACUAGGCUCGGGCACAUGAGGGGGAAUUCGAAAUCUGGAGAUUUGGCAAUUUGGUGUGACAGAGUCGUCGUCAGAGUUAUGGAUGAGGUUGCACAAAAGCGUUUGACGGUGCCCGAUAAGCAGUACACCGGAACCAUUCCUCAGCAUGUCGCACUCAAAAAAUUGAUUAAUUCGCAAAGUAUUUCCUGUUCGGAAUUGGUUCGUGAGUUACAAACAUAUUAUCGCUGCAUGAAUUUGGGAAGGAUUCCUCAACUCUACGGAAUAUCUCGUGAACCCGAAACGAAAGAUAUUGUAAUAGUAACACAAUAUGCUCCCGGCGGCAAUUUACGCCAUCACAUCAAAGAAAAUUAUGAAAACAUGAAUUGGCGGCGCAAAGUUGCCAUAAUAUUUGACGUAGCAAAAAGCUUGAAGACAAUUCAUAGUUACGGCUUCGUUCACCGCAAUUUACAUAGUGGGAAUGUGUUGAUUGAUGUUGAUCCUCAUGAUCCUACCACAACACCACAGGAACGACAGGAACGAUGCAGUAAAAUGUCAUCAACGUUCAGACACGAAACACUAAUAUCGGACCUAGGUAUCUCAACUCCAGCAAUGGAAUUUUCGAACCCAUAUCAAAAGAAACGAUACGGAAUUCUUCCCUACAUGGCGCCCGAGGUAUUGCAAGGCGGUGAGUAUUCACGGCCAUCAGAUGUCUACGGUUUUGCCAUUGUAAUGUGGGAGUUGUCAUCCGGUGAAUUGCCAUAUCAGUCAAUCCCUCAUGACAAGAAAUUGGCUGAAGAGAUUUGCGAUGGGAAGAGACCGGAGAUCACACGGGAUACUCCAAAAUUUUAUGCAAAUUUGAUGGAGAGGUGUUGGGAUUCGUCAGCAGCAAAAAGACCGGGCAUCGAUGAGAUCGUAAAGACGAUCGGAAAUUGGAGAAAACCUCUUGUCACGGAUUCAGGAUUAUUCGAUAAGGCAGAAGAGAUUAGGAGGCUAAUAUUGGAAGAAAACGUAGUUGGAAGGAAAAAUGUGCACGAGGGGGCGGUAUAUCUUAGUAAACCAUUGAGCUUUGGGAAAAUUUAG
Acaulospora morrowiae is the source of this 1638-nucleotide messenger RNA. The record is from the annotation of a GenBank genome assembly. Lineage: Eukaryota; Fungi; Glomeromycota; Glomeromycetes; Diversisporales; Acaulosporaceae.